AAUUUAUGGCCAAAUAUCGAUUCAGGCCAUAUCGAUAGAAAAGAUUAGCAAGGCGUUGUCCUUGACAACGCUUCACUUGUUGUUUCGCUUUCGAUUUAAGUUCUAAUCUAGCCAUGUCCAAAGCCACUACCAUUAAGGAAGCCCUUAAACGUUGGGAAGAUCGGGAACAGGAAAAUUCAGUCAAUGCCAAGGACAUUGACUUGCAGUUCCAAUGGCCACCAAUCGAGAAAAUGGAUGCAACUCUCGGUACUUUGGUCAAUUGCGAAAGGAUCAGCUUAUCCACCAAUAUGAUUGAGAAAAUCUUUGGCCUUUCCGGCAUGAAAUGUCUCAAAGUAUUGUCCCUAUCGCGCAAUUAUAUAAAACAAAUUUCCGGAUUGGAGGCUGUGGCAGAGACCCUCCAGGAACUGUGGCUCAGUUACAAUUUGAUAGAGAAAAUCAAAGGCCUGACAGGUUUAAAAUGUUUAAAAGUUCUUUACAUAAGCAAUAAUUUGAUCAAAGAUUGGUCGGAAUUCAAUCGUCUGGCCGAAAUCGAAACUUUGGAAGAUUUGGUAGUUGUUGGUAAUCCUCUAUCCGAAGGUCUUGAUGAACCCACUUGGCGGGCUGAGUGCAUCAAACGAUUGCCCACAAUACGUAAACUGGAUGGCGAACCAGUUGUUCUCAAUGAGGAGCCACAAUUAUAGAGAUAAUUUUAAAUAUAUA
This is a messenger RNA of Drosophila willistoni, 699 nucleotides long. RefSeq names its product dynein axonemal light chain 1 (gene ODA-Dnal1). Gene Ontology annotation, molecular function: protein kinase binding. Gene Ontology annotation, cellular component: cytoplasm. NCBI's taxonomy places the organism in Eukaryota, Metazoa, Arthropoda, Insecta, Diptera, Drosophilidae. The coding region runs from base 114 to 680 and encodes 188 amino acids. The transcript is spliced from 3 exons. The record is from RefSeq and is a predicted model, not a curated record.